GUGUCUGUGUUCCAGAGGGUAGAAGAAUAGAAUAGAGAAAGAUCAGGAGCUGAGAGAACACUCCCUGGUGUUGGUAGUGUUGAUGUCACUAUAGGAGGAGCUCUCUGGACAGGAGCUCUCUGUCCACUACCACCCAGUCCAACCCUGGUCUUCUCCUCUUCCUUUCCUCCAUCCUCCUCUACUCCUCUGGGAUUGACCUGACCCCUAUUCCUCUCAUCUCUCAUUUCUAUCAUUUCUUCCUCCUGUCCUCCGUGUGGAGCAGUGCCACAGAGCCAUGCACCCCCAGCGUCCUCUCCCCCAGGCCAUGCCCUCCUCCCUCGGGCAGAACCUGCGUGACAUGGCCAUGGGCCUAGGCAGAGGGAAGAACUUCCUUGGUGGGAACAUUGCCUACGGCUUCAUCCAGUCCCUCAAGGAGUGCCUCUACUUCGUACUCUGCUGCUGGUGCAUCAAGGAGAUACUGGACUGACUGACUGAGACACUACGAGAGGGAGAGAGAGGCACGAGGCUAAGAUGUUAAACACAGCGUGUGAAGCGGUUGCCCAUGAUGCAGUUCUAUAUUCCUGUCUGGAGGCUUGGGAAACUGAUGUGCUGCCUGGUGUAUCAGAGGAUCUCUGUCAUUCUCGGAUCCUGAGUCAGUCGGUCUGGAGACCUGCAGUGUGUGUGUGUGUGUGUGUGUG
This is a messenger RNA of Oncorhynchus gorbuscha (pink salmon), 677 nucleotides long. Its product is annotated as lens epithelial cell protein LEP503-like. NCBI's taxonomy places the organism in Eukaryota, Metazoa, Chordata, Actinopteri, Salmoniformes, Salmonidae. The transcript has 3 exons. The coding region runs from base 275 to 466 and encodes 63 amino acids. Gene Ontology annotation, biological process: multicellular organism development. The record is from RefSeq and is a predicted model, not a curated record.